Molecule: messenger RNA, 325 nt
Organism: Lucilia sericata (common green bottle fly)
Lineage: Eukaryota; Metazoa; Arthropoda; Insecta; Diptera; Calliphoridae
Exons: 4
Coding region: 17-325 (102 amino acids)
Source: RefSeq, a predicted model, not a curated record
CAAUUACUGAGCCAAAAUGACACCAGUAGACGUGGAGGAAGUGUUCAUAGACCAGAAGGUGAACGCCAAGGACGCAGGCGUCAAAGAAAUCACACUGUUAGCGAGGAAAAUUCGCCAUCAACACAAACUGCCACCCAGCAUCACUAUGGGAAUUAUACCCUAUGAUGCCAUUUAUGCCACUGACGAUGACCAUGCCUCAGUGGCCAAUGGUGGUUCACAGCCGCAAAAUCUGCCAAAUGCUGUUCAACCACAUGCCAAUGCAGUGGAAACUCCUGUUGAAGUUCCCGUACAAACCUCAGUUGAAACUGUAACUGAAGUAGAAUAA